This is a messenger RNA of Drosophila willistoni, 1983 nucleotides long. RefSeq names its product uridine-cytidine kinase (gene Uck). Gene Ontology annotation, molecular function: ATP binding; kinase activity. Gene Ontology annotation, cellular component: cytoplasm; cytosol. The record is from RefSeq and is a predicted model, not a curated record. The transcript is spliced from 5 exons. Lineage: Eukaryota; Metazoa; Arthropoda; Insecta; Diptera; Drosophilidae. The coding region runs from base 66 to 845 and encodes 259 amino acids.
UUAUCUUGUUAUUGUCCGUUCUUUUUGCUUAAUAAAACGUUUGUAGUCUUUGCUGUCUGAAGGCAAUGGACUCUAAUUUGCUGCGUUUACCUAACGGAGAUGGCCUGCCGGUAGUGUCCACCAACAGUGAGGUGAAAUCUCCAUUUCUUAUUGGUGUGGCUGGCGGUACGGCCAGUGGCAAAUCGACGGUGUGCAAGAAGAUUAUGGAACAGCUGGGCCAGGCGGAAAUGGAGGACACACAGCGGCAAGUGGUGACCAUCAGUCAGGAUAGUUUCUACCGCGAAUUGUCGCCGGCCGAAAAAGCCAAAGCCCAAAAGGGUCUCUUUAAUUUCGAUCAUCCCGAUGCCUUCAAUGAGGAAUUAAUGUAUGAGACAUUGCAAUGCAUAUUGAAGGGGCAAAAGGUGGAGAUACCAAGCUACGAUUACCGGACGAAUUCCCUGAAUUUUGAAGAAAUGUUGAUUAUCUAUCCCGCGGAUGUAGUCUUAUUUGAGGGUAUACUAGUGUUCUAUUUUCCAAAAAUUAGAGACCUAUUCCAUAUGAAACUAUUUGUGGACACAGAUUCUGAUACUCGGCUAGCAAGGCGGGUGCCACGUGAUAUCAAUGAGCGUGGCAGAGAUCUGGAUGCAGUGCUAACCCAGUAUAUGACAUUCGUAAAGCCAGCUUUUGAGGAGUUUUGUUCCCCUACCAAAAAGUUUGCUGACGUUAUAAUACCUCGAGGUGCAGACAAUACAGUGGCCAUUGAUCUCAUUGUACACCAUAUUGGGGAAAUUCUCGCCGCCACCAACAACGCACAGCACAACAACACAGUCCGAAUUGCAGCGUCCAGCAUGAAGCGCGAUCACUAAAACCAAAAAAAUUCAACAAACUCUAGAAUACAGACAAAUAUCGAACUGAAAGUUUCACUAACGUCCUUAACAAAAAAAAAAAAAAAAAAGAAAUCAGUUAAAAGCUUGUACUAAUUGCCCAAUCUAAGCGCUGGAUUCGCCUUGCCAAGCCCGAAACCCAAGUCCUUCUUGUCUCUACUUAUUCUUUUAACAUUUUAAAAUUAUAUAUUAAUCUAAUUUUAAGCUGGAAAAGUGAAUUAUUACGAAAUGUCUACAUCAUAUAAUGAAUUUCUAUGUGGGCUUCUUUUUUUUUGUCGUUCAAAAACUAAACUAAAAUUCGCUUAUCUAACUUGGGCAAAAACCUAUACAUUUAUACAAACACAAGUGAAGCACUCUGAACCCACAGUCAAAAAAUAUAAUUAAUUUAUUCUUCUAUGUGUUUAUAUUACAAAUCUAGCUUUAAAAAAAAACAAAAAAAAAAAGUCAAGAGGUAUUCCUAAAAUCCAACUUAAACUUGGUUAAAAAAUGUUUUCCUAUUUCCAUACAGAAAACACUGAACAUUCAUAAUGAGUAAAAUUGAAAACACGUGGGAUUUGAUAUACUCUUGCAGACUUUAUGCAAAUCUCGUACUCCUAAUAUAUUUUUAAAAAUAUUCUCCUAAUUUAUUUUUAAAAAUAUUCUCAUAAUACAUUCAUCCAAACAAAAAAAAAAAUAAAUCUUAUUUAACUGAAAACAACAUAUUACUGAAGAGAAAAAACUUGACCUGUUCUUUUGAGAACGAUUUGAAAUAUCUGUUGAAUUUAAAUAAUUAAGAUAAACUAAAUUAUAUUUUGAUCAAUAUGAAUACAGUCUGCAAGAGUAAUAAACCACUAUAAUCGAUCUAUUAUCAUAUUUAUCAUUUCGUUUUUCCAUUAAUUUUGGGUUGACAUUGAACUACACCUAAAUACUACUUAAAAUAUAAAUGUAUAUGUUUAAACUUGUUGUAUUUGCUACGUUUAUACGUGAUUAAAACUAGUAACUAAACUUAUAAUGGGAAAUGUUCUCAGUAACUAGAUAAUAAAAAUGAAAUUAAAUAAAACUUUCUCCCAAUAAUUUAGAAAAUGUAAAAUCCAUCCAAAUACAAGCGAAUAAUUGAGAGAGAUCUCUUUAACCAAUGUAA